Messenger RNA from Pelobates cultripes (western spadefoot toad), 22648 nucleotides. Lineage: Eukaryota; Metazoa; Chordata; Amphibia; Anura; Pelobatidae. The record is from the annotation of a GenBank genome assembly.
AUGCUCCAGGCUGGCAAGCGCUGUGGAGUGAGGUAGGUUUUUUUUUUUUUAAACUCCAUGUAAAGGGGGAAGGCAGGAGAGAGUAAUCUUCUCCUUGCAGGAACUCUGUCUGCAAACAAUUGUUUUUUAAUUUUUAUAUAUAAUUCUUUAUUUUUGGAGUGCAAUUGUGAUUGACAGAAACAGUUGUCAGCAUGAAAUGAGAAUUUUAUACAUUGCUUUUUCACAUUAUGAACAUUGGUCACCCUAGCUAGUCUGCACUUUUUUUUAUUUUGCAUGCUCUGGUCUCUCGAGGCUAGGUGGAGGGUCGCAUGAACGGUGUGAUGUUCCUUGAAGUGAAGGGAGCCCAGAGUGUGCAAACAAUUUUUAUGCACAUAAUUGACACUGGCAGGCUGGGACAGAGUUCUCGAUUGCCAGUGCCGUGAGUGCUCUGCAACGGGUGCUGUCUGGGCCAGUGAGGGUGCUCUGCAAUGGGUGCUGUCUGGGCCAGUGAGGGUGCUCUGCAAUGGGUGCUGUCUGGGUCAAUGAGGGUGCUCUGCAAUGGGUGCUGUCUGGGCCAGUGAGGGUGCUCUGCAAUGGGUGCUGUCUGGGCCAGUGAGGGUUCUCUGCAAUGGGUGCUGUCUGGGCCAGUGAGGGUGCUCUGCAAUGGGUGCUGUCUGGGCCAGUGAGGGUGCUCUGCAAUGGGUGCUGUCUGGGCCAGUGAGGUGCUCUGCAAUGGGUGCUGUUUCUGCCAGUGAGGUGCUCUGCAAUGGGUGCUGUCUGGGCCAGUGAAGCUGCUCUGCAAUGGGUGCUGUCUGGGCCAGUGAGGGUGCUCUGCAAUGGGUGCUGUCUGGGCCAGUGAGGUGCUCUGCAAUGGGUGCUGUCUGGGCCAGUGAGGGGCUCUGCAAUGGGUGCUGUCUGGGCCAGUGAGGUGCUCUGCAAUGGGUGCUAUCUGGGACAGUGAGGGUGCUCUGCAAUAGGUGCUGUCUGGGCCAGUGAGGGUGCUCUGCAAUGGGUGCUGUCUGGGCCAGUGAGGUGCUCUGCAAUGGGUGCUGUCUGGGCCAGUGAGGUGCUCUGCAAUGGGUGCUGUCUGUGCCAGUGAGGGUGCUCUGCAGUGGGUGCUGUCUGGGCCAGUGAGGUGCUCUGCAGUGGGUGCUGUCUGUGCCACUGAGGUGCUCUGCAAUGGGUGCUGUCUGGGCCAGUGAGGGUGCUCUGCAAUGGGUGCUGUCUCUGCCACUGAGGUGCUCUGCAAUGGUUGCUGUCUGGGCCAGUGAGGUGCUCUGCAAUGGGUGCCGUCUGGGCCAGUGAGGUGCUCUGCAAUGGGUGCCGUCUGGGCCAGUGAGGGUGCUCUGCAAUGGUUUCCGUCUGGGCCAGUGAGGGUGCUCUGCAAUGGGUGCUGUCUGGGUCAGUGAGGUGCUCUGCAAUGGGUGCUGUUUCUGCCAGUGAGUGUGCUCUGCAAUGGGUGCUGUCUGGGUCAGUGAGGUGCUCUGCAAUGGGUGCUGUCUGUGCCAGUGAGGUGCUCUGCAAUGGGUGCUGUCUGGGUCAGUGAGGUGCUCUGCAAUGGGUGCUGUCUGGGUCAGUGAGGUGCUCUGCAAUGGGUGCUGUUUCUGCCAGUGAGCGUGCUCUGCAAUGGGAGCUGUCUGGGUCAGUGAGGUGCUCUGCAAUCAGUGCUGUCUGUGCCAGUGAGGUGCUCUGCAAUGGGUGCUGUUUCUGCCAGUGAGGGUGCUCUGCAAUGGGUGCUGUCUGGGCCAGUGAGGUGCUCUGCAAUGUGUGCUGUCUGGGUUAGUGAGGUGCUCUGCAGUGGGUGCUGUCUGUGCCAGUGAGGUGCUCUGCAAUGGGUGCUGUCUGGGCCAGUGAGGGGCUCUGCAGUGGGUGCUGUCUGUGCCAGUGAGGUGCUCUGCAAUGAGUGCUGUCUGGGCCAGUGAGGGGCUCUGCAGUGGGUGCUGUCUGUGCCAGUGAGGUGCUCUGCAAUGGGUGCUGUCUGGGCCAGUGAGGGGCUCUGCAAUGGGUGCUGUCUGGGCCAGUGAGGUGCUCUGCAAUGAGUGCUGUCUGUGCCAGUGAGGUGCUCUGCAAUGGGUGCUGUCUGGGUCAGUGAGGUGCUCUGCAAUGGGUGCUGUCUGUGCCAGUGAGGUGCUCUGCAAUGGGUGCUGUCUGGGUCAGUGAGGUGCUCUGCAAUGGGUGCUGUCUGGGUCAGUGAGGUGCUCUGCAAUGGGUGCUGUUUCUGCCAGUGAGCGUGCUCUGCAAUGGGAGCUGUCUGGGUCAGUGAGGUGCUCUGCAAUCAGUGCUGUCUGUGCCAGUGAGGUGCUCUGCAAUGGGUGCUGUUUCUGCCAGUGAGGGUGCUCUGCAAUGGGUGCUGUCUGGGCCAGUGAGGUGCUCUGCAAUGUGUGCUGUCUGGGUUAGUGAGGUGCUCUGCAGUGGGUGCUGUCUGUGCCAGUGAGGUGCUCUGCAAUGGGUGCUGUCUGGGCCAGUGAGGGGCUCUGCAGUGGGUGCUGUCUGUGCCAGUGAGGUGCUCUGCAAUGAGUGCUGUCUGGGCCAGUGAGGGGCUCUGCAGUGGGUGCUGUCUGUGCCAGUGAGGUGCUCUGCAAUGAGUGCUGUCUGGGCCAGUGAGGGGCUCUGCAAUGGGUGCUGUCUGGGCCAGUGAGGUGCUCUGCAAUGAGUGCUGUCUGUGCCAGUGAGGUGCUCUGCAAUGAGUGCUGUCUGGGCCAGUGAGUGCUGUCUGUGCCAGUGAGGUGCUCUGCAAUGAGUGCUGUCUGGGCCAGUGAGGGGCUCUGCAGUGGGUGCGCACCGUAAUAUCGAUGCAAAAAAACGCUAUAAUACACGUGAAAGGGUAAAUAAUAAAAUACACUUUAACCAAAUCCUGUUAUAAUAAACUUAUAAAGAGUGAAUUGUGCUGCUUAUCUAUCUAACCGAUUUACUGUAUGAAAACUUCCCUAACACAUAUAAUCACACCGGGCACCAGGGAACCUGCAGCAGCCAUCUUUGUGAAUACACAGAGCGCUAAACACCUUCCUGGCCGCCAGGCUGACAGUCCACCCUAAACUCUUUUACUUACAACAAGACUUCCGAUUCCUAUUGGAUAACAACGCCCUGCUUCGUUUUGAUUGGUUGAAACCUGUGGAAUCGUAUGUGAUUGGCUGAGAGUUCUAGCGCCUGGUUUGAAUCCUGCCGUUACGCACAGUCUGGUGGUAGUGAACCAGUCGGACUAAGGCACCUGAGCAGGGAGGUGAGUGCAGACACCGGGGACCAGCCAGCCGGUAAGGAGAUAUUCCCCUCCCUGGUUCUUAUAAUCCCCUUUAUAACUCACAUGGUGGGUCUGUGAAUUUAUUAUGGCAAAGAGAGCUCAGCAUACCAUAUAGCAUGUGUGCUAUAACUAGCUCUGAUAAAUAAAACAUGUGCAACUGGCUCAGGCUUCAAUUAGAUAGAUAAUAAUAAUUAUUGUGGGGUUUUUACAUUUAUUUUUGUAAUUGUUUUUCAAACCUUCCUUUUUUAAAAAAAAUGUAUUUUAUUUCCUGCAUGCCUGCUUAUUCAAAUGCUCCCUAAACAUGUGAUGCUAUAUUACCCCUCUUAAUCCUACACAAUUAAUAUGAUUAAUAAUAAUAAUAUACGUUAGCUAUCAUCUGUGGUACAAAAUGCUGACACAAUACAACUUUGACUUGUUUUUUUUAUUAAACUAAUUUUGAUUCACUAGAAUGGACUUUGUAUUGGUCAUAAUGGUGAAAAUGCACUGGCAUUUUUUUUUUAAUUGUUUUUGCAAGAUUUAUUUUUCUCUUUUGGUGUGUGUGUGUUGUGGUGUGUAUUUUUUUUUUAUUUAACAGAUGGUAAAAAGCCUGUGUUUACUUCCUGGAUGAUAUCAGAAAUCUCAUGCAGGUCUCUGAGUUUGCAAGAGUUCCAAAACCUCUAAGGACACAAAUGCUGUUGUUCGAGCUAUAACUAUUUAGCUCUGUACAGAACUAGAGUAGGCACAGUGGUAAACAGACUAUUAAAGAGAACCUUAGGAAACCUGAAAUUCCAACACAGUAUAUACAACAUAAUUAAGACCGAUCUUAGACAAAAUGUGGACCAGUUUCUUAUAUACUCUUCAGAUUAUGUCAAAGUUGGAUUUGUAAUAAGCUAGAUAAUGUAUUAUAUCUCAAUCAGCAGCUGAUGGGGAAAUACAUUUAAUUGUAAAGUGCACAAAGAUACAAUUUGCCAUUUUGUGGUAUCUAGGUUUAGGUUACAUGGCAUCUGGAGCAGAAAUUAUUAUUUAUUUAUUUAUUUUCAAAUAUAAGUUGGUAACAGACGCUUGAAAGAUUUUUCAAUUCAUAUCACAGUUUUGGCAUAGCCAGGGCACACAUUGCAAAUACCCCCUACUAUGUUCUAUGAUGGGAAAAGCCAGAACUUGUAACAUUGAUUGGUAUGGGUUGAGUUAAAGACGUGACACUGUGCACUUUGAAUGAGGCACCAUUACAGCAUUAUGCUAAUGAUGUUUGGUUCCUCAGAUGGUGCUACUUUUAAUUAAUUACCGGUACAUUGCAAUGAUUUAUUUCUAUUUGAAAUCGUCACUUUUAUCAAUAAUUAGAGAAAUGCAAUUAUCUAUUGCUUGAGGGCUAUAGCACCUAUGAUCCUGUACAUAAACACCCUGGAUUUGUCUGACUAGGUCAAAGAAUGGAAAACCGCACACGAUUGUUGUUCAAAAUGAGUCUCUGGUCACUUUCCCAGCACAGACUGAAAAUCUGUUCCGGGGGGGAAAUGGGAGUGCUUACAAAGGCUGCAGACAAAAAUAGAUCUGAUUUUAGACAUACACCCAGUAAAUAGUGCAUAAAUAAAUGUAAGCAUGUUUUUUUAUUUGGGCUGUAUAGACUAGAGAUUUCUUAUUUUUGUGUUUUUAGCCUAUGGGGUGUUUUAUUGUCAUCUUUAUGGGAGGAGAAUAUCUUGUGUUCCUUUAAUAGUAAUAAGUGGCAUAUACGUCCGCUUUCUUCCUGCUUUCGAUGUAAAAAAAAAAAAAAUACUAUGGAAUUUUUCUGUAAGACACUCACUAGAUUAUUGCAAGAAAAUUGCUGAGUUUGUACAUUCUUUGAACUUGAGUGGUAAAUGUUUAAUCUGAAUUGCGUACAGUACGUGAUGCAACUUUUUAAUAAUUUUUAUAUAUAUAUAUAUAUAUAUAUAUAUAUAUAUAUAUAUAUAGCACAAAGUUCAUUGAGCUGCUAUGAUUAUACUAAUGUUACCUGUUUUAAUGUUUGAAUGGGGAGCUUGAUAUCAAGAGCUAUUCGUCAUGGAUCUAGGCAGAGUUAAAGCCAAUGAUUAGUCUUGGGAACCUUUUCAAAGACCUAUCCGACUUAUUUGUUUGGUUUGGCCCUGUCAAUUUUCUCCGAUUGUGUUCUUCUUUUCUUCAUUUCUGAUCUAUUUCUCUUUUAAGCAUAAGUCAAAAAAGGUUCAAUGUGUUCAUAAAGAUCCGAUCUGUAGGAAAACUUCAAAUGCCCCUACCUUUUAAAGGGACAUUUUAAGCAUACCAACCAAUACAGCUCAUUGUAGUGACUAUAGUGCAAAGUGUCUUUGGGCACCUCAACAAAUUUUGUCAAAUGGUUUUGGAGCAGUGUAAAAAAAGGUCAGUGCCACUUUAGAAUGGCAUUCUAAGCACCAUAAAAGAAUGCCCAGGUUUACUUGAUGUUAUACUGUAUGUGCAUUAAUAUAUUCUUUUACGUCUUCUAGGGAAAGGGAAAUUAUUCAUAUCCAACAUGGCACAAAAUGUAAUUUCCCCAUGUGUAUUUUCCGAUGACGAGGAGAUGCCCGUCUUUGAAUCCACUGCAGCUGAUUGUGGGGUAGGAAUACGAAAGGACCUUCUUUCUGAUUUUUCUGUCAUCUCACCGGGUCUAGGACACCAUUCACAGGUGUGUAAGCGCAUUCACAGCUUUGCAUGCUACUGUCUGUGCUGUCUCCACACUUUUAAUUUUUAGCCACAUUAGAGGAACUCUUUGUGUCUGGUACAGAGAUAUGAUUGCAAUGCUAUUCAAGCAAAUUUCUUUUAUUUGAUGUGGGUGAAAUAAAUGUACAUUUUAAUUGUUCUUUGUAUGUAUGGUCCUUUAAACUUUUUUUUUUUUUUUUCUUUCUUGUAAAAACAUCACCAAGAAUUCCUUGGUUUUGCAAGAUUGGGUUUUACUUUCUUAUUUCCAGUGGUUGUUCUGUGGUAUUUCCUGUAGACCCCAAACAUCUAUGGUGCUUUCACAAUAGGACUUGGUGACAUUGUGCACGUCCAGUAGCAUAUGGCCAAAAUAUUGAAAGGAAAGUACUAGUUUUCUGAAGGGCAUUCCAGCAUGGCAAAUAUCUGAGCAGGAAUAGGCAACCUUCAGCACUCCUUAUGAUGUUCGCUAUAUCUCCCCUGAUUCUGAGAGAUGUAGUCCACAACACAGGGUGUGCUGAUGUUUGCCUUCCUCUGCUGUAGAGUAUCACAGAAAGUACUCUGCAUAAAUAUUAUCUGAGUUUGUAAUUACUUUCAAAAAGUAAACAAAUGCUGAAAAGUAUUAUAAACCGUUUCAAUUUAACUUGUAAUCAUUCGGGUGCAGUAUUACAAUUGUAUAAGCUUGGAUCUAGGAGGUCUGACUAUGGAUAAACGUGCAGUAAACUUGGUAUGUAAUUCACUGAAGAUUCUAAAUGUGAUGGAGGACUUAAGGAUUCUAAUUUCCUUCUUAAACUUUUCUGUGAGGUGAUCACACUUGCCUUUAAACUGUGCCAUCCAUCAAGAUCCACAUGUGAUGUCUACCUCAUAUGGGUUGCAAAUGAUCAGAAGGAUUGGGCUGCUAGCACAACUGAUCUUAAUGUUUGGGUUGAAGGUCAUGGGGGGACUGGAUACAUGUUGAAUGCUACCUUUUUCUGUUCCAAAUAAAUUAGAAUUUUGGUACUUUUUACUAUUUGUUUCUAUCUAAUAUAAAUUUGAAUCUUUUAUUUGCAGCUACUGCCAGAGGAAGGGAGCGAGAAGGUCCUGGUUUAUGUUAGGAUUAGGCCUUUUGUAGAUGGUGAGCUAGGGAAGAAAGAGGACCAGGUAAGGUUUUUCUUUCUUGCGAUCUUUUUUUUUUUUUUUGAGGGCAGAUGGCUUUAAAAACACUUGUAUUUAUUUAGUUCUAAUAAUUUUUCAUACAGGGUUGUGUUUUGGUAGAAAAUCAGGAGACUCUUGUGUUACGAGCUCCCAAGGAAUCCUUCACUAUGAAGAACACAGAACGUGGUAUGGGACAAAGUAUUCAUAAAUUCACUUUCUCUCAGGUAACUACAUAAAUAUUAUAUUCCUGUACACACAUGUAUGCUUUAUAAAGGAAGCUAACCCUUCCGUUCUCUCGUAUUUAAAGAUUUUUGGUCCAGAAGUGGAUCAGAAGCAGUUUUUUGAUGGAACUAUGAGGCGUGUCAUGAAAGAUGUACUCAAUGGGCAAAACUGGCUCGUCUACACUUACGGUGUCACAAACUCUGGCAAAACCUACACCAUUCAAGGUUUGUACUUUGAUAUCUUGCCCUCCCCCCAUUCACUUCACAAAUUACCAAUGUGUGAGAUUCAUGUUAUUAUUUUGUGUAUGUAAGGAUAUGUAAUUAUAACUUGCUAAACCUCUUUUCCAGGUAGUGCCAGGGAUGGGGGCAUUCUUCCUCGUUCUGUAGCACUCCUCUUCAACAGUGCCCACGAUCGUCUGUACAAAAGCUCAGAUCUCAAACCACUUUCCAAUGAAGUUAUAUGGCUGGAUAGCAAGCAAGUGCGUCAAGAAGAGCUAAAGAAGUUGUCUUUGCUCGCCAACAUUCGUGAGGUUGGUACACAGAGUGCUGAAAUGUCCCUUGAUUUUAUGUGCACACGGUUAACUGGUAUUUUAAAGGAUACCUGUUCUUACAUUUUAAUUUCUUUAGCUCAGAAAAGUGUGUGUGUGUGUGUGUGUGUGUAUUUUUGUGCACUAUGUAGCAAUUUCAUGUUGUACAUGUCUAGUUGCCUCAUUUAUUAUUUUUAUUUUCCUAAAUCUAAAAACCAAUAGAUCUGCUUCUUGAACUUGUAUUGAAAAAAUGCAAAACUUCUUAACUAUAUUUAGGCAUAUCUUAAAAUUUAUUUAUUUUUUUUUUUUUUUCAGGAAGAGCUUUUCAUUCCCUUGAAAAAUAGCAGCAACAAUUCUCCAAUUCCUGCAGGAACAAGUAUCAGCUUUGACAGUGGUAUUGGGGGUCUUUCUUCCACAAGUCAUGUCAAUCAUACAGGCAGUCAGCUGGAAGGUACCAUUGGAACUUUUACUCUAUUUUGAUCAAGAAGGAAUGCUGAUAUAUUAAAAGGGCAUUCCACACUGUUAGUUACCAAUAAUUGAGUGUGCCUUUUGAAAUUCAAACUUUUUAAUUUCUUUCCGUCAGAGUCCUGCUUACGUCUAGGUUACCAAGAUGCUGUUUCCAUGGAGGAACCAAUUGGUGUCCAGCUGUCCAUAUGGGUAUCCUAUUUUGAAAUUUACAAUGAGUUUGUGUACGAUUUACUGGAACCAUUACCUUCUGGGCCAAAUCGCAAACGUACAACACUGAGGUUAUGUGAGGACAGGAAUGGAAAUCCUUUUGUAAAAGGUAAUAUUUUUAAAUCAUUCUUUUCUAUUCUUAGUCCAACUCAGACUGCACCUAUAUGUUUAAAUUCAUCCCCUGUUAUAUAUGGAUCAUAACCUUUUCAUCUUUUUCUUCUGUCCCCCUCCCCCAUGCACACAUUUGUCUUUCGCUGGAUCUUGAGUGAACAUUUCCAUUAUAUAAAACCUACAGUCAAACAAAAAAAUGAGGAGCGCUUUAAAAAAAAAAAAUGAAUAAAUGAUACUUAUUAGUUGAUAUUAAUGUUGUUCUGUUUUGUGCAUAAAAAAUCGGUGGGAGGAAGCACACAGUGUGAUGUGACGUCUGGAAAUGGGCUGACUUUCAUUAACUUGUCAUGUGGCUGCACUGACACCCCAAUACAGCCAUUUUUGCUUCCAACCAUUUUUAUCGAUUUUAAUAUUUGUUCAAGAAAUCAAUUCUAAUUUAUUUUUUAAAUAUCCACAGCAUAUGGUACCCUUUGUUGCUGUCGUGACGUUUUGUUUUAGAGUGGCCAGGUUUUUAAAGUGUGUGUGUGUACACACACCACAAAAUCCUUGCAGUCUUGGGGAAGCAAUAUAGAUAAAGUAGAGGGAUGACCAGCACUCACUGUUUUUCCAAAAGUUGUAGACUUUAAUGUAAUUUCAUAUUUAAAAAAAAAAAAAAAGGACCGACGUUUCAGUCCACGUUUGGGAUUUAAAUCAGUAUGACGUGGACUGAAACGUCUGUCCUUUUUUAAUAUGAAAUUACAUUAACGUCUACAACUUUUGGGAAAACCGUGAGUGCUGGGGAUAUACAUACACAUAUAUAUAUAAUUUUUUUUUUUUUAAUUUUUUUUUUUUUUUUCACACUAUUAUUUCUGAACCAUAGUUGGUCCUCUGGUAUUUAGUGCAGCAUUUAUUAUACAUUGUCAUAAAUAUUUUAUUCAUCUACACAAUUAUUGCUAUUGUGUUUUUAUUUUUCAUGGAUAUCAACUGAUAAGUCUAUAAGAUUGGGGGGGGGUGUUGGGAAAGGGUUUAAUAAUUAUUUGCCUAAUUAACAAACAAAUGUAUUCAACAGAUCUCAACUGGAUUAAUGUCCACAGUGCGGAGGAAGCCUGGAAAAUCAUCCGGGUUGGAAGGAAAAAUCAGAGUAUUGCCAGCACUCACCUGAACCAGAAUUCCAGCAGAAGGUAAGACUAAGCUUGUAAGGCACUGGGUUUAUAAUCCAUGAGGAACAUUGUAAAUAAGUAAUAAUGAUUUUUAUUUUAUUUUUUCGCAUGAUGGUGCACUUUAAAUGUACAUGAGCCAUUGCAGGCAUACAUGUGUUAAAGGGGCUUAGUCAGUAGAAUCUCUAUGGAAAACAUGUACUGCACUGGCUUUUGAAUAAAAAAAAAAAAAACAUCCAAAGGAGUAGAGGUUAUGUACACUGAUUUUUGGGCAAUACGCAGUGCUUCAGUCAUCUUUCACCUGCCUCAUCUUGACAUUUGCCAUCAGCCAAUACUUGUGAUAGCUGAUGGGUGAUUAUAAUGCCAGUCUUGUCUAAUUGCACAUAGUUGAAGCACACAAAUGACUUUUUUUUUUUGUGAGGAGAUGUAAAAGAAGGCCUUGAUUGUGUGGGGUGAGGAGAUGGGAGGGAUCAGGGUAAUUUAAUGUAAUGAGUAAGCAAUCUUACACUGUCAUAUCUUUCUUUCAGCCAUAGCAUAUUCUCCAUUCGGAUUCUUCACUUGCAGGGUAAAAAUGAUAUGAACCCCAAGAUUAGCGAGUAAGUGUAACUGCAUACAUGCUAAUGUAUUCUUAUUUUUCUAACGCUUAAAAAAAACAAAUUUAAGUAAAUUCCCGCAAACAUUUUUUCUAUAAUUGGUCUUUCAGUUUAUUGCUGCUGGAAUGUAUUGCUUUUUAUUUAUUUUAAAGUCAAAUGUUAUGGUUGUGACUUGUAGCUUGCUCCUAAGUGGGAGUGGCUGAAAAAAGUUUUUGUCUGGCUCGAAUUGUCUAUAUAUUUGUAAGAUUUUUACCUUCAAUCGAGACUAUACUGUCACUAAUCUCUGAAUGUACACCAUUGGAAAAAAAAACUUAAGAAAUGACCUAUAGCUUGUGUUGGUUUGUGUUUCAUGAGCGGCUCAUUUAAAAAAAAUAAAAAUGUAACAAAUUACAUCAAGAUUUAGUUCAAACAAGGCUGUCAUGUGCAAAGGAGAGAGCUUAUAAUGAUUAUUGAUGGCACUAAGGUGGUGGCACACAGUUGCAUAAUAAAGGUGUGAUUUCACAGGUCACAAACACAUUUUUUUUAUUAAACGGAGGGAUAAAUAAACAUGGUAUUGAAAAUCCUGGUGAGCGCCCAUUCACUUUUAAGGAAAAGAUACAGCCUUCGUAGUAAGACUUAAAAUGAUUAGCUCUUCAAAUUUUGAAACCAUUGCUAAUUUUUAUGAAUGUUGUGAUGUUCUUUGUAGACUCUCUUUCUGUGACUUAGCUGGUUCGGAACGCUGCAAGGAUCAACGAAGCGGAGAUCGCCUUAAAGAGGCAACCAAUAUAAAUACAUCACUUCAUACACUGGGUCGAUGCAUCGCCGCACUGAGACAGAACCAGCAACAAAAGUAGGGGUCUAUCUUUCAAUGCCCUGAGAAUCUAACACUGGGCAAUAUUUGAACUUCAAUUUUAAAUGGUGGUUCUCUUAACCCAGUUGAGAUGAGUGGUUUGUUAUUGUAAUUAUUUUAUAUUAAAUAUAAAGACACUUAUGCUAUAUAUCUGCAGCAAACCCGCAUACUUUAAGAGUUUUAUAAAGAGACCCUAUACAAGUAAGAUUCAAUAACCAGCCUGUACUGUAGGUUUGUGCUGUGAAGCCAUGGCUUUAAAAAAAAAAAAAAAAAAAACAACUUUGUUGUAAUUGUUUCAGGCUGCGUCAGAACAUGGUUCCGUUCAGGGACAGCAAGCUGACACGUGUUUUCCAAGCAUAUUUUACUGGUCGAGGAAGGUCUUGCAUGAUUGUCAACAUUAACCAGUGUGCUUCCACGUAUGAUGAGACCCUACAUGCCAUGAAGUUCUCUGCUAUUGCAAGCCAGGUAUGAGAGUCUUGACGUGUGUAGGGUUUGUUUUUUCAUUUCCUUCCUGCUUAAGGACCAUUGAUGACUUGGAGGUGUAUUUGGUGACAAACUUCCAGUUGACAGCUGGUGUUGCUACACUUAUAUUGGUUACACUUUAGUUCAAUGCAGUUUUUCCCAUAAUGGUGGUGUGGAAUCACAGGGCUUUAUAUUGCCUUCUAUUCUAGCCACGAGUUCACUAGUUCAAUGCAAUGGACAUUUAAACCUUUUUAGGUUUUCCAACUCUCAUCCCUGUCAUCCUCCGCCAUCAUCCUCUCUAGUCAGUCACACAGUCUCCCCCUAUGUAUUUGUAUAUAGAACCUUUAUUCGAUUGUGGCUCUUCUCAAUGGGUUUAUGUUGUGUUUUUUUUUUUUUUUUUUAUUCAUUCAAUAAAAUUUAUAGUUUUUAACAUUUAUAUUAGCUUUAUAUUUCAAAGAACCUUUUGUGCCCAUUGGAUUUUUAUCCUAUGGACACUUGUGUACUUUCUGUAAUUGACUUGUGAUAUUGUUCCAUACGUUCUUAUACAACAUUGGAAACCUUAUUCUCCUUAAUGGCAAUGCUCUAUAGCAGUGGUUCCAAAACUUUUUAGAUUCAAGGCGCCCCCUUAAUAUUUCAGUAUAUUUCCAAGGCAACCCAAGUUAAAAUUUCUAGGUUGUAUAUCUGUACAGCGCUGCGGCGUUUACUGGCUCUAUAGUGUAAUGUACAGUGUUUGUUUGUGUUUGAAGGGGUGCUUGUAUACAUUUAUUGUGUUUUUAAUACAGGGUUGUGUUUGUAUGUAAUGUUUGCAUUUGAUUGCAGGGGCAUGUAUGAAUGUAAUGUUCACUUUUUUAAAUGUGGAUGUACAUUUGUGUGAAGGUGUGUGUCUCUCCCUCUCUCUUCAGAUAUUCAUGCACAUUAACACAUGUGCAUAUAAAUACACCGACACAUACACACUUUGGUUUUCAAACACUGUCUAUACCAAGGUGUAUAUCACUGAAAAAUGCUGUUCUAUUUUAACCCCUUAAGGACCAAACUUCUGGAAUAAAAGGGAAUCAUGACAUGUCAGACAUUUACAUUUGUUCGAAAAUAUGCUUCUAAUGUCUGUCACAUUGAGAGUCAAGAGACCAGGAAAUGCUUCUCAUUAGAUUGCUGGAGCAUGGUUAGUGCGCAUGCACCCUAUGCCCAGUGCUUGUCUGAAUACUAAAUUGGACAUGGAUCAACAAUUCUGAGUGCCUGAUGCGUGGAGACUGUCCCAGCAUUGGAUUACACAUAAGCUAUAGAAAGGAAACCAUGUCAUUUUAAAAAUAAACAUUUUAUUUUUAAAGUCUGAGGGUUCUUUUAGCAUUUUGGUCACUUGGCACUAAUCUUUAAAUACCUUCUUACACCUUCUCUACAGCUUGUUCAAGCUCCAGUAGUGAGAAUGAAUAUUCCAACCAUUCAUUCGCUUAUGAAGGAGAACAGCAUGCUGGCCAACCGUAGCUGCACAGAUGAAGAGGAUGCUGACUUAUCUGACAGAGAAAGUGAUGAUGAUGAUGCAGACAUUACAAUGUUUAAUCGAGAGGUCAGCACUAAUCCUCCUACGCAGAGCCGAUUUACUAUUUGGCGGUGGCUGUUUCAAUCUCUGGUCUUUUUUUUUCUUGCAGGAUCUGUUGAGAGUCAUUGAAAGCCUGAAAGAGCUUUUAACAAAAGAGCGGCAGGAGAAAUUUACAAUGGAAUUGAAUAUUCGUAGAGAGGUUUGUGAUGAGAUGAUGGAAAUGAUGCAGCAACAGAAAACACAGUACAGGUAAUGGCGUCUUCGAUAUUGGGUCAGACUUGUGUUUUUGUUUUAUAUAAUAAAGUUCCUGAUUCCUUACACUCUUUAUUAUAUAAGUUUUUUUUUUUUUUUUUUUAUUUAAUUGUAGUGACCUACUGGAAGACGAGAAAGGUCUCUUGGAGGAAAUGUAUGAUGAACGUUUGGAGAACCUUAAAGAAUCGCUCAGCAAUUAUUACAAACGGGAGUUAGAGGUAUGUGAAUUACAAUAGUGUUGCAAAAAAUAAAAUUUACAGUUUGUGUCCCUUUCCUAAAAGAAAAAUAGAUAUAUCUCUCUUGUUGCGAUUCUUUUUUUUUAAUUUUUUUUAUUUCCUCGUCCCCUAUAUGCAGGGGGGGUUGUCGUUCAGAUAAUAGGCAGUCGGGAUCUACUCUGGGCCUCUGCCUGUCCAUCAGUGGUUGUGGUCUGAUGUGGGGGGGAAGUUUUUAGAGUCCCUCAUAGUAAUGGCGAUGCAUUGGGGAAUGUCCCAAAAGUCUUUUGGUGGUCUUCUGGUCUGGUUCAGGUCGUGACCGCUGUGUAUUGUUCCACUUGAGGCCUCCUUGGCACGAACUCCGGUGCUCUGGUUGCAUCCCGCCCAAGGGGAUAUGUGGUUCUCGCUGGUGGUCCCGCUGGUUGAAUGGAAUUCAGGGGGAGGCCCAGAGUGCCUAAGACCUCCGUGGCUUCAUGUAUGUUGCUUACAGCGUGUGGCACGUCUCCCCUCAUGAUGUGUAGGACGUGAGCUGGGCCCCAGCGGUACCUGAUUUGGUUGGCUCGUAGCACUGCAGUAAACUGUUGUAGAGAUCUCCGCCAUGCUAAUGUUCCACUUGAGAGGUCUGGGAAAAAUGACAGGGUCAUGUUUUCAAAGGGGUAUGCCGAUUGCUCCCUGGUGGCCGCUAGGACUGCAGUUUUGUCCCUCAGGUUUUGAAAUUGGAGCACUAUGUCCCUAGAUGCGCUGGGUGGUGCCCUGGUCUGUCUCGGCAGGCGGAAUAUGCCAUCUAGCGUAAUCGCCCUGGCUGUUUUCGGGGGCAAGAGUGCGGUGAGGAGCCGCCUGGCAAAGUGUGGGAGCUCUGCGUCAGGGACUGAGUCAGCCACCCCCCUAACCUUUAGGUUUUUGUAGCGUCUUUUAUCUUCCUGUAAGGAGAAUCGCUGGUCCUGUAGUUGGUUCUGUUUUUGCAGUGCGCUUAUUGCAACUUGGAGCUCAGUUAUUUGAGUGGUAUGUGUUGUGGAGGUUCCCUCCACUGCCUGGAGACGGCCUGUCAAAUUUUUCAAAUCAUUUCUUAUCAUAGCCACAUCGGCCGCGAUUUUCCUAUGGUGCUCAGCCAUGAGGUCUCCUAUGGCUUCCAUAGUUACCGGCUUGGGGUCGUUCACGGGUGGCUGGGUCCGUGUCUGCACCGGUUGUUUUAAGGCUGGGGCUGGUGCUGGGUCUCCCUCCGUGUCGUCCGAGGACCCCUCGUAAAAAUCCGAGCAGCCGCCGUGCAGGGACGCCAUUUUGGAGCCCGCGGCUUCAUGAGCCUGCCGCCAGAGGUUCCCGAUAUCCAUGCCGGGUCGGGGCUUGUCCGGCUUUUGUUUUUUCAUUUUUCUCCCCAUGUGGUCCGGGGGGGUUCUGGGCUCACUUUGCGGUGGAUUCCGCCGAUGCCCAGGUGUGGAAAGGGUGAGUUUUGCUCUGGCUUAGUCCGGAGCUUCUCCGCCAUGCGUCCGUCUGCUUCCCUGGCUUAGCUCCGCCCCCGUAAAAAGUAUUUUUAAUCAGCUUGCAGAUCAUGUUGCUUGUAGUGCAACUGAUAGAUAUGUCAAGGAUUUUUUUUGAAUUUAUUUAUAUUUAUUUUUUUCCCUUGUGACAAAUGUGCGUAUACCCAGAGAUGUUCACUAAUAGGGUUUGAAUUGAGCUCUAUUUUCACAUUUUCUUUUUUAAAUAGGAACGAGAUGACCGGAUUGAGGAGCUUGAAGCCGCUCUGGAGGAAGCAAAAUCUGUGCCAAACACUUCGAUGUCUGUUGAAAGGGACACUGCUCCUUUGAGAAGAUCUAAGAGACUAGCUACUACCGACAACUCUGAAUUAGAAAGGCUGAAACAAGAACUUCUGUCUAUGAAAGCAGAAAUGCAGGCAAAGAAUGAAGGUGUGGUUGGCUUCUACUUACUCCUAAUGCCGUUAUUUUUUAUUUAACACAAUAUAAAGGCCAAGAUAUAAAUUUUUUUUUUUUUUUUUUUUGUUAGGAACAUUAAACAUAAACAGUGAGAAUUUAAUAAACUAUCCAGAGGUUAGCAUGUUUAUAAAGAUGAUCUUUAUUAUCUCUUAUGCACCUGACCUAGUUUUAAUAAUUGGACCCAUGUAAUUACUUUCUAGAUCUGCUACCCUAUCCAAUGUCUAACCACUCAAUGUGCCUUGCUAUUGAACUUCUGGCUUUUAAUGUGUACAUUUAUCAUAUAAUCCUUUUUUUUUUUUUUUUUUUGCAGAAAUUGAUAGGUAUAAGAAAAUGCGAGAGCCUCCUGUCUCUGCAAAGUCCUUUACUGUUGAUGUGGACAGGAAAAUUCUGGAGGGACAGAGGGUAAGUCACUUCAUGUAAAAUGUUUAAUGUAGCAAUGUAUCUGAGGCUUUAAUAAUAAAGAGGAUUUGCCAUUCACAUAUGUUGGAUAUCCGUUUCAGUACUGCAACGCUGCGCGUGCAGAACUGACCAUGAAAUGCCAAUUAUUUUAACCCCUUAAGGACACAUGACACAUGAAUGUCCUACAUUCCCAAUAGAAUGUAGGACCAAGCUCCUGAGGUAAUUAUUUAAACAUGAGAUGAAUACUGCUAGCCGAGGAAACUGGCAAGCCAUGUGUAAUUAAAAUAUUAGAGUGUCUUUGACCUUGGCUUAUUUUUUUUUUUUUUUUUUUUCCCCUUUUAAGUCCUGCACCCCUUUCUGAAACUUCACUGCUUGUGUUCAUAGAUGUGUGUUUUGUGUAAUUGUCUGUUACCAAGUUUGGUGCUGUCCUCUUUCUUUGUGAAACCUGUGAGUGCUCUAUGCAAAUUUCAUAAUAGUUCAUGUUUUGUUCACACCAGAAUCAUAACUCCAUUGCACUGGGUAUUAUACAUGGAAGAUUGUGCUAUCCUACCUGGUUAUGAGGGGACAGUGAAUUAAGAUAGAGGUCAAUGAUCUAUUGUGGGCAGGAAGAAAUGAGAUUGUCUUGUUUUUUUGUUUAAUUAUGCGUAUGGUGUUAGACUGUGGAUUGUUUAACCCCUUAAGGACACGUGACAUGUCAUGAUUCCCUUUUAUUCCAGAAGUUUGGUCCUUAAGGGGUUUAAGACCUAGCUGUGGGUUGUUUAAAGACCUAGGCUAGUCUGCAUGUUGAAUUUCAUGUAGGUCUGUGGAGGGGGGCACACCUUCUAUUUUUGAGUCUGUAAAUAUUUCCUGUGUUUUACUUUUCCAGCAUUAUGUUCUGGGCUCAUCUGUCAGGUGCACAGAAUAUCGGCAUACAAGAGCUCUUUGGGUAAUCUCCUUAUUGCCGGAUUCCUCCCUCCAUUGCCUCAAGAUUCUGGGGAGCUGAUAUGUACCGUUGCUUUAGCGAGUGGCUUUGCUUUUGCAUUCAGUUUCUCGAUAAUGGCAGAAAACGUUGAUCUAGAUCUACUGAUUCAUGUGCAUAUAUACAGUAUCUGGACAUUGUUUGCCUAUGUACUUGCAAUGCUUUCUGGGAUUAAAUCCAGAAAAUCUAAACUGUGUGAUGGUAAAUACAUAGAAAUAUAGGCUGGAGACUCCAUUCCAUCAAGGUUAAUCUUUCUUACAUUCAGACUAUUGUGUUCACCCAAAUACUUUGUGCAUGAUUAGGCAGCAUUGACGCUUAAUUAACCCUUCACAACUAACCAAUGUGUAUACCAGCUUUACAUGGGAUGGAGUCUGAUACAUCACUCCUUUUUGCAAUGGCAAUAGAGUAGAUCUCUACUACAUCAUUGACGCAAGAAAUGUAUGUGAGCACAUUUUGUAACUAUAACAAUUUAAAAAUGUGGCAUAGCAGACCACAAUCAGCAUUGAUGGAUUUUCUUGCAAAUUUUAAGAAAAGUGAUCUUGCAAAUGUUUAAACAAAUCUUUUGACAGAUUGUUGGGAAAGAAUUAAGUGCAGGAAAGAUUUGAGUAGAAGAAAUUCGCGGAGGCAAUGUAUUAGUUUAAAUAGUUGGGAACAGAUAAUACGACCAGUCUUAAAAAGCGCUUGCAGAUGAUUGGUAGUUUUACAGUUAAGUAGGAGAACCUAACUUGAAUCAUAAGGUACAUCUAGUUUAGGGUAAUGAGAUUUAAGAUACUGGGGAAUGUGACCAAUUUUAUUCUCAGCCAGGAAAAGCUUUGGCAGUAGUGAUGGGAUACAUCUCUGCUGUUCAGGGACAUUGUGGUACACAUCGUUAGAUGGUUUGUGUUUAUUGUUUAAGACAGAAUUGCAUAUAAUUGUUUUUGUAUCUACGCAUGCUGUUUCCAAAGCAGAGCUAUGCCGCUGUUUUUUCCGUUAAUUUGUUAAUCACAAUUUACAAAGUCCUGUUUUUUUUUUUUUUUUGAAAGGUUUUCAUUUUAACAUACAUGCUCCCCAGAACCUAAGGUACCACAUCCCGCUUUUGUUUGCAAAAAAAAAAUGCUUUUUUAAUUAUUUUUAAUAUAUUCUUUUUAUCUAUAUUUUUUUAUGGGUGAAAAUCUGAUGUCUGGGUAGCUCUAGGCAGUUCUGAUUUGGUGUGCAGGUGGACAGCAUGACUUAAAGAUUACGGAUAAUAUUCACUGUCACUUGCAUCUUUCCACAGAACGUGAGAUUGCUUCGGGGAGAAUUACAGAAAUUUGGCGACUCCUUGCAGCAAGUGGACAGAGCAUGCUGCCACACUACUGGAUCAGAGAAACUCCGGCAUGCACUUGGUAACUGCGAUGAGAUUUUAUCAAAGCAGGUAGGUUGAAGCGUCCUUUCCUACAUCUCUAGAUAAAUCAUGAGUAUAUCUGUAAUUAUAGAAGUGUUUGUGUAAAGCAAACAUUAUCUUGUAGGCAAACAAACCUUAAUUUGGUAUAUUUUAACCCUGUGCUGCCCAAACCAGUCUUCCCAGACAGACUAUGCAUUUGAUUAAGAGAUUAAAUGUUCUCGUUCUUUGUGCAACAAAUGCCUACUUAGCUUUAAUAUUCUUAGUCAUCUUGACCUCUCCUCCUGUGUCUCAUUCAAACUGAGCUAGUUUACGUGUAGAUAAUGGGUAAAUUGUUCAGAUAACUUUAAAAGUAUUAAGUUUUAAGCAACACUUACUAGAUUAGGGUUAAUGGAGAAUAUCCUGCGAUUGUACAUUUAAAAAAAAAAAAAUAGACACUGCCUUAUCAGAGAAAAGGCCAUGUUUAUAUUGCUGCCUAGGGACACGUCGUGGCAGUCACUCCGACUGCCACUAGAGGUGCUUCUGGGUCAGUGCUGCACAAUGUGCAUUACUGGCAAUCAGCAUCUGCAUAGAGGCACUGGAUGUUCCUCAUGGAGAUGCAUCUCUGAGGAGAUGCUAGGUAGCGCACGUAACGUUUUACAAAUUAGUUGAGAUCAUAACAUUUGAGUGCAGGUCAGCAAAAGGUAAGUAACAGAUUUAAGGAUGGCUGGAGACUUAAACAGUGCAUUUAAAGCUGUCUUCGUGGGAUUUGUGUGAUUGUUCCCACUAGUGUGUUCUAGCUGCAAUUAUUUUAGCGCCACAGAUUAUAUUAUUUUUUUUUCUUAGUCUCAGGAAAACAUGUUUGUUUUCAUGACCUAUACAGUGUUCCUUUAACCCCUUCAGGACCGAGGACGGUUCAGGACAGUCAUCAGCAUUUUUGCAUUGCUGACCGGUGACGGUCCUGGACCGUCCUAACAGUCUUAUGUACUUACCCAAUCGCCGUCGUUUCCCCGAUGGCGAUCGGUGUUGCUCCUGUUGUGGGAAGACUGCCUGCAGCCCAGACAGUCUCCCCAUGGCAGAUUAGGACCCCUGGGGCCAUGUGAUUGCUCAAGAGUGAUCACAUGGUCACAAUAGUGUCUGCCUGCAGGGGGACUACCUAUGCUGACAGGCAGUCUCCCUGCUAGUGUAAAAUCAUAAAAACAAUUCAAGUUAAUUAAAAAAGUGUGUAUAUAUAUGUAUGUGUGUGUGUAUGUGUGUAUGUAUGUGUAUGUAUGUGUGUAUGUGUGUGUAUGUGUAUGUAUGUGUAUGUAUGUAUAUAUAUAUAUAUAUAUAUGUAUAUAUAUGUAUGUGUGUAUGUGUAUAUAUAUGUAUAUAUGUGUGUGUAUGUAUAUAUGUGUGUGUGUGUAUAUCUAUCUCUAUGUAUAAAUAAAUAUAAAAUAAUACGAAAUAUGCAUAUGUCCAUAUACAAAAUUACAUAAAUAAUUAUAUAAAUAUAUAUACACGUAGACUUCAAAUAUAUAAAUAUGCAUAUCUAUUUAAAUUCUUUGUGCGUAUUUAUGUAAUAUUUUUACAUGGUUAAGUAAUUUUAUUGAUUGCAAUUUGAGGGACCUGCCUGCCAACUCAGGCCGACAGUCCAGAGAAUUUAAUUUGCUAGCACGGUAUUUAACCCUGUAACUUUCUAUGACACCCUAAAACCUGUACAUGGGGGUUACUGUUUUACUCGGGAGACUUUGCUGAACACAAAUAUUAGUGAUUCAAAACAGUAAAACAUUUCACAGCGAUGAUCUUGUCAGUGAAAGUGACUUUUGUUUUGCAUUUUUCACACACAGCACUUUUACUGAUGAUAUUGUUGCGAUGCGUUUUCCUGUUUUGAAACACUAAUAUUUGUGUUCAGCAAAGUCUCCGGAGUAUAACCGUAACCCUCCCCUUCCCCCCCACCCCAUUUAUAGGUUUUAUAGCGUUUUUGAAAGUUACAGGGUCAAAUAUUUUUACAUUGAAAAAGGCCAGGUUGCUUACAUUGCCCUUGAGAGUGUAUGGUAGCCCAGGAAUGAGAAUUACCCCCAUGAUGGCAUACCAUUUGCAAAGGAAGACAACCCAAAGAAUUGCAAAUGGGGUAUGUCCAGUCUUUUUUAGUAGCCACUUAGUCACAAACACUGGCCAAAAUUAGCAUUCAAUAUAGUUUUUUACUUUUUUUCCACACACAAACAAAUAUGAAUGUUAACUUUGGCUAGUGUUUGUGACUAAGUGGCUACUAAAAAAGAUUGGACAUACCCCAUAUAUAAUACCCUGGGUUGUCUACUUUAAAAAAAAAAAAUCAAAAAAAAAAAAAUCUACAUGUGGGGUGUUAUUCAGAGAUUUAUGACAGAUAAUAGUGUUACAAUGUCACUAUUGAUACAUUUUAAAAAUGUAUGUUUUGAAACCACAAUAUCUUACUUGUACCUAUAACUUGCAAAAUAAAAGAAAAAAAGCAUGUAAACACUGGGUAUUUUUAAACUCAGGACAAAAUGCUGAAUCUAUUUAGCAGUUUUUUUUUUGUUUUUUUUUUCAUUUCAAGUCCCUUUUUGUCCUGGAAAAAAAUAUAUAUAAUUUGAAUGGGAACCAUAAAUGAGAGAGCGGAAAAUUACAGCUAAACACAAACACCACAAAAGUAUAAAAAGAGGCCUGGUCGCAAAAACAGUCCAGUCCUUAAGGGGUUAAGUUCAAUACUAUGCUUGUAAUUUAAUUGCAUUACAUGUACACUUAUUAGUUCUGAUUUAUACUUUUAAUUUAUUAUAUUAUGCACACUUAGAAAUGGUAUUUCCAUACUGAUCCAUCAUGACUGGCUUCUUUUUGCUAUUCAUUAGGAGAAGACUCUAGCAGAACUUCAGAACAACAUGGUUCUGGUGAAAAUGGACCUGAAGAAGAAGGCAGUCUGCAUUGCUGAGCAAUAUCACACAGUGCAGAAACUACAGGGAACUCCGUCCGGUUUUAAACGCAUCUGCAAUAAUGAGAAUAUUCAGCCAAUACAAUCCACGGAAAAGAGACCUUUCCUCCGUAACUUGUUGAGCAGAACCCCAGGACAGAAAGGACUAACUGAAAAUGGCCCCUAUAGCAGGGUCCUUCGUGCUCGUAGAUCUCCUGUACUGAAGACUAUUGCCUUUGGUACAAAGUUUUGAGAAAUACCACUUUUUCCUCGUUUUGUUUUUAUCACUGCAUACUAAUGGCAACCAUGUUUUAUUUUAGUCUUUAUAUUCUUAUUUAGUCUGCUCUAACAAAGAUCUUAUGUAGACAGCUGCUUAUCUAUUUUUCCCUUUUUGUACAAAAUUAAACUAAUAUAAAGGGUAUGUUUUAUAUAAAGGUCUCGUGCAUGGCGAAACCAUUGCAUGAACAAAACCAGCUCAGAAGCUCAGCGGUGGUUGGCUGUUCUUGCUGAUUAAUGAAAACAAGGAGAAAAAAAAACCAAACAAUUGCAUAUUGUUUAAAUGUUUUUCAAAGUAUAAUACACUAGAGAAAAAUUAAUAGUGCCUAUCUUCAGUGUUCUAUAAACAUCUGUAUGCAAGUUUUCUUCGUUCUUCGAAUCUGGUAUGAAAGAAAAAAAAUAUAUGGACAGGUACACUUGGGUUGCGAUGCCAAAGACAGCUGCUAUAGGGAUUAUAUUGUCCAGUUCCUUCCCGUGACUGGUGGGAAAAGUCCUGUGAGAGAGACUGCAUAGAACCUUGCAUUGAAUCCCAUAGAGACUGUUCCAUAAAAUAUAGGAGUUGCCCAUUGUAUAAAAUCAUUAUGCCAUGCAAGAUGCCAGAUACUAAGUGGGUUUAAAUACCCUAAAACCAAGGCUUGGUGGCUGCCUGCUAUUUUGUAAAUACGUAAUAUUCUUUUGUUUUUAUAUAUCUCUAUAUAUAUUUUUUUAUUCUGUAUGCAUGAACCUUUGCUUAGCUAGCUGUGUACAAAUGUACCAAACUUUACUAUGCAUAGCUGGUGAAAGGGAUGCAAGCAAAUUUGAGCAUUUUAUUUUUAUAAAAUGUUUAACAUAUUUGCAUUUGAAAGCGGUUCAGUCAGUUGGCUAUUAAUUCACAUGUGCAAUAUUCCUGAUGUUUGGUUUGAAGAGUUUCUAAUAAAGCACAUUGUACAGCUCUAUGAGGCUUGUUUUGGUUGUUUUUGUACAUACCUGAUACACGUGUGUGUGUGUGUGUGUGUGUGUGUCUGUCUCUCUCUCUAUCGCUAUUGCUAUCGCUCUCUCCUUGGACUCAGGAAAUGCUUUAUGCUUAAAAUGACCCUUAAGACCAUAUAUGUCUAGUUCUGGGAGCAGAUAACCCCCACCUCAGAUUUCUCUUCUCUAAUCAUUCUGUUCUUUCUCAGAACUUAUUUGUUAUGUGUACAUGACGCUCAUCCGUAUGUCUUAUCUGUACUCUCUUCCUAUUACUGUUCUAAGAGUAUUUGCACGUAAGCACUUACUUUUUAAUGUAUAAAACCCAGCUGAUGAAUAAAAUGGCAGAGGCUUAUUUUGAAUACCA